Messenger RNA from Lolium rigidum, 1211 nucleotides. RefSeq names its product probable BOI-related E3 ubiquitin-protein ligase 2. The record is from RefSeq and is a predicted model, not a curated record. NCBI's taxonomy places the organism in Eukaryota, Viridiplantae, Streptophyta, Magnoliopsida, Poales, Poaceae. Gene Ontology annotation, molecular function: ubiquitin-protein transferase activity. Bases 24 to 956 code for a protein of 310 amino acids. The transcript has 2 exons.
CUCACUCUUCGCCAACAAAAGCCAUGGCCGUGCAGGCGCACCACCUGUCCCACGUCUACAACAACUUCAGGGGUCUGCCUCUGAUGGAUGAGAUGCCGGGCGGAUCCCUCUACCUGGAUGGGCAGGUCCAGCGCGCGCCGGCUGUGGCGGACAUCGAUCUUGCCUGGAACGACAACGCCUGCGGCCACGGUUUCGUGCAGAGGAAGCGGGCGCGCGUCCUUUCGGAGGCGCCUUCGUUCCUGGAAAACCAGCGCGCGCAGGGGCUUGUGCCCGUCGGCGACAUGCUGACCAGGGCGGCGGGCUCCGGCGCGCCGUCCACCAGCGGGAGGAUCACCAAUGCUGCCGGCCUGCAGCAGGACCUGCUCUCGCAGCUGUGCCGUCAGGGCAUGGAGAUCGACGCGCUCGUACGAGUCGAGACCGAGCGGAUGCGCGCGGGGAUGGAGGAGGCGCGACGCCGGCACGUUCGCGCGCUGCUGUCGGCGGCAGAGCGUGCUUCGGCGGGACGUCUGCGGGCCGCGGAUGCCGCGCUGGAGCUCGCGCGCUCUCGCAACGCCAACCUGUCGGAGAGGCUCGCCCAGAUCAGCGCGGAGGGGCAGGCGUGGAUCGGCGUCGCCAAGAGCCACGAGGCCGCCGUGGCCGGACUCCGCGCCACCCUCGACCAGCUCCUGCAAUCCCCUUCCGCGGCAGAAGGAGCGGCUGGAGAGGGCGCCGACGCCGAGGACGCGAGGUCCUGCUGCUUCGAGACCCCCGCGGGAGGCGACGAUGCCGCGGACGACGGCGAGGCGGCGUCCAACAAGUCCAGAGCGGCGUGCAAGGCCUGCGGCGAGGGCGAGUCGUGCGUGCUGGUGCUGCCGUGCCGGCACCUGUGCCUCUGCCCCGCGUGCGACGCCGCCGUGGAUACGUGCCCGGUCUGCGCGGCCACCAAGAACGCCUCCCUCCAUGUCCUGCUUUCUUGAUCCAAAGCUUGCGCGCCGCCUGGGGCUUUCUCUGAAACGGUUUGUGAUAAUGUAACAAAAUCCAGUUGACGUCAGCGUGCUUGGUCUUGCUCAUUCAUCCCGCCGAAACCUAUCGACCUGCCCAAGUUUCUUCGAAUGAACACCAGUGCUUCUACAAUUUGGAAGGAAGUGUGCUCGCGCCAAUACUCUGAAUAAUGGCAACCUGUUCCGGGGAGUUUUUUUUUAAGUGGGUUUCGCAGAGGGUAGCACCACCAG